Messenger RNA from Culex quinquefasciatus (southern house mosquito), 878 nucleotides. RefSeq lists its product as uncharacterized. The transcript has 3 exons. The coding region runs from base 70 to 636 and encodes 188 amino acids. Lineage: Eukaryota; Metazoa; Arthropoda; Insecta; Diptera; Culicidae. The record is from RefSeq and is a predicted model, not a curated record. Gene Ontology annotation, biological process: septate junction assembly.
CCCAUUAAUUAAGACGCACAGCACCCGCACGCCAUUCCGCGCUUAAGUUUCACGUUGUUCCUCCGGAGGAUGCCCUCAUCGGUGGAAAGUCCUAGGGUGGUCCCACCACCCCGGCAGCACCACCAUCCUGCACCUCCUCUGGCCCAGGUGGAGGAAUGUCCUCAAAAUAACCAAAACGGCACUUCGACGGCCACCAUUUGCAGCUUCCACUCGGCGCUGAACGGACGACACGUGGCCACCAACGGAACUGGGUCCAAACCGCCGAUGUCGAUAAUCAAAUUCUUGGAACUGUGCCUUACCAUCGCCUGCACCGUCCUGCACUACUACAGCUUCGACGAUGGUGACCUAGUGACCGGUUUCCUGUCCACCGGAACGUUCUGCGGGUACAUCGUUAUCCUGACCACGGUCAUGGUGGGCUACCUCAUGAAGGCCCACGUCCACCGGCGGUUGAACCUGUUCUACAGUCUGCUCGGCUGCGCCCUCUUUCUAACCUCGGGCGUGUUCAUCAUCGAAGCCUGGGAGCACGCGUUUCGGACGCGCACGCGGGACCUGGCCAUCACCAAGGGCUCGAUUGCCAUCAUCAACGGGGUUAUAUUUCUGAUGGACACCAUUUUUACUUUUCGCGAGAGGAAGUAGGGUGUGGGGUGUGGCGCUAGUGACCGCUAGGUGGCAGUGUUUUUUGAAGAUUUAUUUUACUUUUUUUCGCUAAAUUUUUAAGAUACAUAAUGUCUUUCUUGGUAGACUAAACAAAUGAUGAUUAAAUGUACAAAUAAAUGUUUAAAACCCCAAACUAUUUCUUGAUUUAAAGUUACAAGCUAGUAAACAAUAGAUGGCACCACUCUAACGAAAAAAAGCAAUAUCAACUAGAUAUUCACAGA